UUAUGUGCAGUGUUUCUAAAAUUACAUAAAAAAAGUUUAUAAAAUAAUUGUUAUCAUUAAUUUGCCAAAAUGAAGCUGUGGAAGUCUAAAAAACCUAUCAGUUGCGUACCUGGUAAAUCUGCUGCCAUUAAAAGUGAAGAUAAACUUGACGCUAAUGCCAUACCAUUAACACCAAUGCUAUCCGUUGAUCGCGCCAUGAGUCCCGCACAAUCUGAAGACUCUGGUUUGGCACCCGAACGCGGAACCACUUACGCCACAAUCACAUUACCACGUGAUAAUGCACCCAAUAUGGGCAUCACAUUUGCAGAACGCAACGACCUUUCGUAUCCACCUGUUAUCGCUGCGCUGAGUCCACUGGGUCAUGCUGCUGAUUUUCUGGCGCCUGGUGAUCGUAUACAUCAGAUUGAUGGCAUCUCAACAAUUGGGUUAACCAAUCAACAUAUAAUGAGCAUGUUAAGCGGUGGUGAUGGCAGUCCUGCUGUAAUAGAAAUCGAAUAUUCUUUACCCGAAUACAUUUCCCAAAAUAGUCUUUGCGUCACAUCGAAAUUGGCGCAAAUCACUGUGGAACGCGAGAGCGGUUGCCUUGGCUUAACGCUACGUGGCGGCGGUGACUAUCCACUGAUCGUAACUCAUGUACGCCCGCAUGGGCCUGUUUACAAGACGGGACGCAUCAAACCCGGCGAUCGUUUGCUGCGCGUUGAUAAUGUUUCGCUUAUUGGUAAAACUUUGGCGGAAGCGCAACAAAUUAUCAAAUGUGGCGGACACAUUUCCGGUUAUACAAAUCUGACAAUUGAAUAUGAUGUAUCUGUGGUGCAGAGUGUAGAAUUUUCUAUGGGUCCCUUGCUUAUAGAGAUUGAACGCCCAAUGAAUGAUAAACUGGGUUUGGUAUUGUGUAAUUACUCGAGUAUUACACAUAAUGAUCACACAAAAAUCGAUGAAGUGAGUCCGGCGAGUGUUUAUAUUGCCAGCAUUUUACCGGCUAGCAUUGCAGAUAGAUGCGGCGCUUUAUCAGUCGGUGAUCAAGUACUAUCGAUCGAUGAUACGAUUAUUGAAAAUUCUGCCUAUAGUCCAGAUGAGGUAAUGACUCUUCUGGAUAAUACUACAAUACGUGGUUAUACGCAAAUGCAAAUAAUGCCUGCACACGCAUUGGCUAGAAGAGGUCACACAACUCUCGGCAGUCCAAAAUACGGCUUCAGUACGCUGGAAUCGCGCAAAUCACGACAACGACAGCGUUUUGUGCGCAAAAGUUCGCUACCACUCGAAAGCGGUGGCAAUAGUAGCGGUGGCAGUAGUGGGCCAGGGAGCAGUGCAAGCGGUGGUAGCAGUGGCAGCGCUGGUGGCAAUAGUAGCACAUCCGUUGUCGGCACAAACGCUUUGCAUCACACUAGCAAUAUGGGCAUUUGUCGAGCUGAAACAUUUCCGGUAUUAUUGGAUUGCAGUCAAGGUUCCGGUAUUAUUUUAGGACCACAAACACCAUGCGGUCGUGCCAUAACAAUAGCACAGAUUAUGCCCGAUUCGGUGGCCGAUCGUAGUGGUUGCAUACAGAAAGGCGAUCGUAUUAUAGCCAUUAAUAAAAUGUACAAUUUGGAUGUACAGACAAUGCGGCAGUUGUUGUGUGAUAUUGUACCGCGUCAACAACAUUGCGCCGCAAAUUGGUUAGAGUUGGAAAUUGAGUUUGAUAUGGCAGAUUCUGUGGUGCCAUCUAGCGGUGUUUUUAAUGUGAAAUUAUUGCGUGCUGGCAAGGCCGGUUUAGGUAUUACUGUAAAUGGUGCUAGUCAUGGCGGUAUUGCAAUUGCAGAUGUUAAACCAGGUAGUCCAGCGCAUCGUAUAGGCACAUUACGUGCUGGCGAUAUUCUAUUAGCGGUAAAUAAUCAUCCAGUGCAACAUUUUAAUAUUGAUGCACUGCUUAAGGAUGGGUCUUGCAAUGAUUUCACCACAUUGACUGUUAAACGUGUGAUGUUGCCAGAUUUUUUGUUUGAUGCACAACAAAAGAUGCCAAAUCAUAUCUACAGCAAUUGUCCAGCCAGUUCUAAUGAACAUGAUUUAUAUAGUAGCGCCUAUGUGACUGGUGGAACCAAAUAUAACGAUUGCAUUUCUAUAAAAUCUACAACACCCCAGCCUGAGUUUUAUCGUGGAUCGAGUAUGGAUGAACCCGUACAAAUAAGACAUCACACGCAUCUAAAUACAAAUACGUGGAGUCCAAGUGCUGCUAUGGGACGCUCAUUUGCAGCACAAAACACACAGAGCUUAACUACUGAACUGCCAGAUGAGGACAAUAAUUUCACUGAUUAUGGAGGCUAUGAUUUGGAUCGCUAUGCAAGCGUUGAUUGCUCUGCACUGCCACCACCAAUGGAAAGCAAAGUUUAUGGCUCAGCUGCGAGUUCUAGUAGUAAAAGCAGCAAUACAGGAAAUCCACAUCAAGUUAUCUUCACAGUACGUCUCGAACCAAAAGGUGGAUUAUUGGGUAUUACACUGGCUGGUAGCGAAGAUAUUAGUAAACCCAUUACAAUAAGUGGAGUUAUAGAAGGUGGCAUAGCGUAUAAAAAUGGACAAAUAAAAACUGGUGACCAAUUGUUGGCUAUAAACGAUGACAUAGUGCAGGGCAUGCCACUCUCACAUGCCACUAGUAUUUUACAGAAUCUUGGUGAUUUUGUAACUUUAAAAAUUCUGCGUAGCUUGGAUUCGCAAAAUAAUUUUGGUACCAAUUUAGAUACAGCAAAUAUGCCACAGCCGCAAGCAAUUUAUGCCAAAGUGCAACGUAGACCGCGUAGUCCUUCAUCGACCACGGACACUACAUCCACAAGUGGCAAGGAUAACAAACAUCGAAUAUUUCAUGUUACUUUGUACAAAGACAAAGUAUACGAUGACUAUGGUUUCUCAGUAUCCGAUGGCUUGUAUGAACGAGGCGUUUUUAUAAAUCGUAUACGCACUGGUGGACCAGCGGAUCUGUGUGGUAUGCUAAAGCCUUUUGAUAGAAUUAUGCAAGUGAAUGAAAUGAAAACACAGGACUUCGAUUGUUGUCUGACAGUGCCUUUAAUUGCUGCUGCUGGUGACAAAAUUGAAAUGAUAAUACAACGUACGGAACCGUAAUAACUAAAUGAUUUUAUCGAGUGCCUUAAAUCUUAUUUGGUUUGGUAUUAAAUUGUAUACAAACAUAGUUUUUUUAUACAAAAUUUUUGUACCAAAAAAAGUUUUUUAAUUUAAGUUUAACUGUAAUCCAACUAAUUUAUGCCAAAUAUUACUCUGAAGUAAAUUAAAAUUAGUUUUAGUUUAAUUUAAAAACUGUAGCUAAUAAGUCGUUUUUGAUGUGUCAUAGA
Molecule: messenger RNA, 3317 nt
Organism: Teleopsis dalmanni
Lineage: Eukaryota; Metazoa; Arthropoda; Insecta; Diptera; Diopsidae
Gene: Grip
Product: glutamate receptor-interacting protein 1
Exons: 10
Coding region: 70-3090 (1006 amino acids)
Biological process (GO): neurotransmitter receptor transport, endosome to postsynaptic membrane
Molecular function (GO): protein binding
Source: RefSeq, a predicted model, not a curated record